AUGCCAGAGAUCGAAAAUGUCCCCGGCCCGUCCCCGCCGGCCUCACUACCACCACAGGAAAACGCCUUAUUUGGCAAAUAUGAGCUCGGAAAACUUCUGGGUUGCGGCGCAUUCGCCAAAGUCUACCAUGCCAGAGACACCAGGAACGGCCAAAGCGUUGCCAUCAAGAUCAUAAACAAGAAAAAGAUUCUUAACCCAACCUUGAUGUCCAACAUCAAGCGUGAAAUAUCUAUCAUGCGCCGGUUGCACCACCCACAUAUUGUCAAGCUCUUCGAAGUCCUCGCAACGAAAACGAAGAUCUAUUUCGUGAUGGAGUUCAUCAAAGGCGGUGAAUUGUUCGCAAAGAUUGCCAAAGGUCGGUUCAGCGAAGAUCUUAGCCGUAAAUAUUUUCAACAACUCAUCUCCGCCGUCGGUUACUGCCAUUCUCGUGGAGUUUUUCACCGAGAUUUGAAACCUGAAAAUCUACUACUAGACGAGAACGGUGACCUGAAAGUAUCAGACUUUGGACUCAGUGCGGUCACCGAUUCAAUCCGAUUUGAUGGGCUUUUACACACGCUUUGUGGAACUCCGGCGUAUGUAGCGCCGGAAAUUCUAUCGAAAAAAGGCUACGAUGGUGCAAAGGUCGAUGUAUGGUCAUGUGGGGUGAUUCUAUACGUUUUGACAGCCGGUUACUUGCCGUUCAACGAUCCGAAUCUCAUGAUGAUGUAUAAGAAGAUAUAUAAGGGCGAGUUCCGAUGUCCUAAAUGGAUGUCGCCGGAUCUCAAACGGUUUUUGUCUCGCCUUCUGGACACAAACCCACAAACCAGAAUCACCAUUGAGGAGAUCAUUCGCGACCCAUGGUUCAGAAAAGGGUACAAAGAAGAGAAAUUCUACGAUGACGAAGAUAUGUGUUUUAAGGCUGCUAAGGAGGAUGAAAAGUUGCCGUUGAACGCGUUUGAUAUAAUUUCGUUUUCCUCUGGUUUGAACCUCUCUGGUUUGUUCGAUGGCUCGGAGAAUAACGGCGAACGAUUCGUGGUGGAGGGCUCACCGGAGAAAAUCAUUGAGAAAGUUGAGGAGAAUAACGGCGAACGAAUCGUGGUGGAGGGCUCACCGGAGAAAAUCAUUGAGAAAGUUGAGGAGGUAGUGAAAGGAGAGAAUGUUAGGUUGAAGAGAAGAAAGGAAUGGGGUGUGGACUUGCAAGGACAGAAUGGUAAAUUUGUAGUCGGCGUGGAGGUUCACCUGUUGACCGACAGUUUGGUGGUUGUGGAGAUGAAGAGGAGAGCUGGAGAUUCUGGGUUGUGUCAUGAGCUGUGGAAGAAGAAAAUUAAGCCUAUGAUUAUGGGCCAACCGGAGGUUGAGGUUUCCGGUGACUAA
This is a messenger RNA of Ilex paraguariensis (yerba mate), 1353 nucleotides long. Lineage: Eukaryota; Viridiplantae; Streptophyta; Magnoliopsida; Aquifoliales; Aquifoliaceae. The record is from the annotation of a GenBank genome assembly.